GCGUAGUGUGGAGGGUGGGGAUGCAACAUGAAUAAAUUGUAGAUUUUGGUGACUUUCAUUAUUCAGUUGUUGCUCAUCAGCAGUGCAGUUUGUUUUUAUCUUCACUCAAUUACUCUACAUAUAAUUUUAUUCCUAAUUAUAUUAAAUAUUAAAACUACAACAAAAAUUUUUUGUUCAUUUUGUGGGACCAUCUUUACUAAUGAAAAUUUAUCCAUACUUCAGAACUGUAUGAUUUAGUUCAAAUAUACUCUUUGAAUAAUUUAAAAUGGCAUCAUCCAAAGAAUGCAGCAAGUCCAAGGUGCAAAUCGACCUCUACUAUAGACCUGGAAGUCCACCAUGCACAGCAAUUCGUCUCGUUGCUGCAGCCUUAGGAAUUAAUUUAAACCUUACACUAAUUGACUUUCAAAGUGGUGAAAGUCUAAAGCCCGAGUAUCUUAAGCUCAAUCCUCAAACCAAUAUUCCAACGAUGGUUGACGAUGGCUUCUCUCUUUGGGAAAGAAUCAAUACGGAAAAGAUGACUCUCUGUACCCGAAAGACCCCAAAGCACGAGCUCGUUGAUCAGAGACUUUACUUUGAUUUUGGGACUUGGUCUGAAGCAUUCACCGACUACUUUUAUCCGAUACUGUUCUGUGGAGCGCCAAGAGACCAAUCAAAGUAUGAUAAAAUCGCAGUGGGCUUUGAUCUACUUGAGAGAUUUCUCGAAGGUCAGAAUUACGUCGCUGGUUCACAAUUAACCAUUGCUGACCUCGCUCUGAUUGUCACUGUUUCCAACCUUGAGGUGAUAAAGUAUGACUUCAGCAGAUACAAAAAUGUAAACCGAUGGGCUACAAGAAUCAAAGCAGAGGCUAUCAGUUUUGAAGAAUGCAAUGGUGAAGGUCUCAAAGCGUUCCAGGAAUUAAUCGAUUAUCUUACCCAAUAAAUUUUUCUGUCAAUUCUUCAGUUUAGUACAAAAUGUAUUCCUUUUUGUUGUGGAUAUAACAAUACACUCUCAUAAACUUAUAAAUUUCUUAUUUGUUUGCUUAUAUAAUUGUUAAGUUGAAAUGCAAUUGGGGGACAUCCAUUAAUUACGUGAGCUUAGAAUGAGGGGGGAGGGGUCCAAUGAAAUCUCACCAAAUCUCAUCUAAGCCGAGGGGGGGGGAUAAUCAAAAAUCUCACCUCAACUUCAAAAAAUAUAAAAUAUUACAGACAUUAAAAAAAAAAUUAUUUUGAGUGUUUAUUUUGCCCGCUAAAAUAAAUUUUAUGUCUAUUAAAAUCAUUUACGCUGAUGAUUUAAACAAGCUCUUCUCAGAGCUAAUGGUG
This is a messenger RNA of Cotesia congregata, 1299 nucleotides long. The record is from the annotation of a GenBank genome assembly. Lineage: Eukaryota; Metazoa; Arthropoda; Insecta; Hymenoptera; Braconidae.